AUGAAUCGUCAACUGUUGAGUGCAGAGCACAGCGAUUUGAGUUUGCUUGGCUACGAGGACAUUGUAGAAUGUCCAUAUAAUCGAGCCCAUCAGAUAAUGUCCUUCCGGAUGCAGACGCAUUUGUUCAAGUGCCGAAAAAACCACAAAGAUUUGAAGUACGUCAAGUGUCCGUUUAACGAAACUCACGAUAUGCCGGAACAAGAGUUGAAGUUUCAUUCGAGCGUUUGCCCUGAUCGGGAAACUUUCGACCGAUACAAGUAUUGCAUUUCAACAUCAGCUGCGACGUUUGCUCCAGAGGUCGCAGCAAGCGCCCAAGCAACGACGGAGUAUACGUACAAUCCGAAGGAUGAUAUAGAUGAAGAAUCGUGGGAGACGGGCUGUAAAGUAAGGCCAUACAAUCCGGCUGCCUACGCGCGUCGCUCUAAUGUAAUUAGAAGGUGCACCGGGAUGGCACCUUCGGAGAAGAAGGCGUUUAAGGAGGCUGAACGUCAACGCUUGGCAGAAAUGGGACGCGUCGUGCCUCCCCGAGGCGAAGAUUAA
Sabethes cyaneus is the source of this 540-nucleotide messenger RNA. RefSeq names its product gametocyte-specific factor 1 homolog. NCBI's taxonomy places the organism in Eukaryota, Metazoa, Arthropoda, Insecta, Diptera, Culicidae. The coding region runs from base 1 to 540 and encodes 179 amino acids. The transcript is spliced from 4 exons. The record is from RefSeq and is a predicted model, not a curated record.